UGGGCUGGGCUUGAGAACGUGAAGAUUUGACUCAUUGUAAACUUAAUACGACAGCCCCUUGUUUUUUUAUUGUAUGUUGAAGAGAUAGAAAAUAAAGAAACCGUUUGUUUCGAACGCCGCGUAGUUCCACGGGCACUUCUUUCGACAAAAGCAGAGUGCGCGCGCGACACAACUUUCUGGGUGCUCCGUUUUGGUAUGGCGAACGCUCAAGAUACUCGUACCGCCGCUGUGUCUUUUCGGUAUGGCGGUUUCGAACAGGAUAUUAUUUUUGGACGUGCAAAUUACAUCAAUGAAAUGAGCUGUGGAGAAGUGGGGUCCCAUUUGUACAGCAGAAUGUGUUGCGCAGAUGAACGGGACCGGGUACAGAAGAAGACCUUCACAAAAUGGGUCAACAAGCACUUGAUGAAGGCUCAGCGGCAUAUCACUGACCUGUACGAGGACCUCCGAGAUGGACACAACCUCAUCUCCCUGCUGGAAGUGCUCUCUGGAGAGACACUGCCCAGGGAGAAGGGGCGCAUGCGCUUCCACAAACUGCAGAAUGUACAGAUCGCACUGGACUUCCUCAAACACAGACAGGUCAAACUGGUCAACAUCAGAAAUGAUGACAUCGCUGAUGGAAACCCCAAGCUGACCCUCGGCCUGAUAUGGACCAUCAUCCUUCACUUCCAGAUCUCCGACAUCCAGGUGAAUGGCCAGUCAGACGACAUGACGGCCAAGGAGAAGCUGCUGCUGUGGUCCCAGCGCAUGGUGGAGGGAUACCAGGGGAUGCGCUGCGACAACUUCACCACCAGCUGGAGGGACGGCAAGCUCUUCAACGCCGUCAUACACAAACACAGGCCUACUCUGAUUGACAUGAGUAAGGUGUACCGACAGACCCAUGUAGAGAACCUGGAGCAGGCCUUCAGUGUGGCAGAGAGAGACCUGGGUGUCACUCGGCUGCUCGACCCAGAAGAUGUGGAUGUGCCACACCCAGACGAGAAGUCCAUCAUCACAUACGUGUCCUCCCUGUAUGACGUCAUGCCCCGUGUACCUGACGUCCAGGAUGGGGUGAAAGCCAAUGAGCUGGAGCUGCGCUGGCAGGAGUACUAUGAGCUGGUGACCCUGCUGCUGCAGUGGAUCAGACACCACAUCAUCGUGUUUGAGGAGAGGAAGUUCCCUACCAGCUAUGAGGAGAUUGAGGUUCUUUGGCGCCAGUUUCUGAAGUUCAAGGAGACAGAGCUGCCGGCAAAGGAAGCUGACAAGAAUCGAUCCAAACAUGUCUACAAGUCAUUUGAGGGUGCAGUUCAGGUGGGUCAUGUCAAGGUGCCCCCUGGAUACCACCCUAUCGAUGUGGAGAAGGAGUGGGGUCGUCUGCAUGUAGCCAUAUUGGAGAGAGAGCGUCUUCUAAGGACAGAAUUUGAGAGGCUGGAGCGGCUGCAGAGGAUUGUCAGUAAGGUCCAGAUGGAGUCUGGGGUGUGUGAGGAGCAGCUCAACCAGGUUGAGGGCCUGCUACAGAUGGAUGUCCGUUUGCUGAACUCAGGAAAGCCUGCUAAGCACACAGCAGAGAUAGAUACAGACCUGGACAAGGCCGAGGGCAUGAUCCGGUACCUCUUCAACGAUGUGCAGCUGCUGAAGGAUGGACGCCACCUACAAGCUGAACAGAUGUACCGCAGAGUGUACCGUCUCCACGAGCGGCUGGUGAACCUGCGCAGUGAGUACAAUCUGCGCCUGAAGUCCGGGGUAACCAUCACCCAGAUGCAAACCCUUCAGCAGGCACCCAUGAGGGUGCGUCCCGAGCUGGAUGAGGUGACCCUGCGCUACAUCCAGGACCUGCUGGCCUGGGUGGAGGAGAACCAGAGGCGGGUGGACCGGGGGGAAUGGGGCUCGGACCUGCCCACCGUGGAGUCCCAGCUGGGCAGCCACCGCGGCCUUCACCAGUCAGUGGAGGAGUUCCAUGCUAAGAUUGGCAGGGCAAAUGCAGACGAGAGUCAGCUCUCCCCUGUCAGCAAAGGUGCCUAUAGAGACAACUUAUCCAAGCUAGAGUUGCACUAUGGCAAGCUUCUGAGUUCUUCCAAGGCUCGUCUGCACAGCCUGGACGGGCUUCAUGCCUUUGUCACUGCAGCCACCAAGGAAUUGAUGUGGCUGAAUGAAAAGGAAGAGGAGGAGGUUAACUAUGACUGGAGCGAACGCAACACCAACAUGACAGCCAAGAAAGACAACUACUCGGGGUUGAUGAAAGAGCUGGAGCACAGGGAGAAGAGGGUCAACAGUGUCCAGGUCCAAGGAGACAAACUACUGAAGGAGGGUCACCCUGCCAAGACUACUGUAGAGGCCUUCACUGCAGCACUGCAGACCCAGUGGAGCUGGAUACUGCAGCUCUGCUGUUGCAUCGAAUCCCACCUCAAAGAGAACACUGCCUACUUCCAAUUUUUCUCCGACGUGAAAGAGGCAGAGGAGACGAUGAAAAAGAUGCAGAAGACAAUGAAGAAAAAAUACACAUGCAACCGUAACAUCACUGUGACACGACUUGAGGACUUGUUACAGGACGCGGCUGAUGAGAAGGAGCAACUGAAAGAGUUUAAGACCCAUUUGGAUGGGCUGAACCGGAGGGCCAAGACCAUUGUCCAGCUGAAGCCACGUAACCCAGCAACACCAGUUAAGGGCAAAUUGCCUGUCCAGGCCGUCUGCGACUUCAAACAGAUGGAGCUCACAGUUCACAGAGGGGAGGAGUGUGUACUGCUGGACAAUUCUCAGCCGUACAAGUGGAAGGUGCAGAACCCCAAAGGCAGCAAGGCCACCGUGCCCUCCAUCUGUUUCCUGGUUCCUCCCACCAAUAAUGACGCAGUGAGCGGCGUCUCAGGUCUGGACACUAGUCACCAGAACCUGCUGGUCCUGUGGCAGAUGCUGUACGUGGACAUGAAAAGCCUCAUGUCCUGGCAGUACCUGACGAGAGACAUCCACCUCAUCAGCUCAUGGAACAUCACCGCGUUUAAGACCCUGAGGGUGGAGGAGUACAGGCUAGCUUUGAGGAACCUGGAACUCCACUACCAAGAGUUCCUAAGAGACAGCCAGGACUCCCAGCUGUUUGGUGCAGACGACCGCAUGCAGGUGGAGAGUAGCUACAACAAGGCUAGCCAGCACUACGAAGGACUGCUGCACUCUCUGGAGAAAGGCUAUGUGUCACCCUCUGGAGGUGAGCAAGAUGAAUCUGAGUGCCGAAGCUACCUGACCAAGAUCAAGGACCUGUGUCUGAAGCUGGAGGGCUGUGAGACUCGCACCGUCGCACAUCUGCGACAGCCCGUGGACAAGGAACCGCUCAAGGCUUGCGCCCAGAGGACCGCUGAGCAGAAGAAAGUCCAGUCAGAGUUGGAGGGCUUGAAGAAAGACCUGACCAAUGUGGCUGAGAAGACAGAGGAGGUGCUGGCAUCUCCUCAGCAGUCCGGCUCCACCCCAGUACUGCGCUCUGAGCUGGAUAUUACGCUGAAGAAGAUGGAGCACGUCUACAGCCUGUCGUCCGUGUACCUGGACAAACUGAAGACCGUCGACAUAGUGAUCCGCAGCACAAAGGGAGCAGAGGACACCCUCAAAAAGUAUGAAGCCCGUUUGCGAGACGUAAACAAGAUGCCAACAGAUGAAAAAGAGGUGGAGAACUACCACACCCAGCUAAAGACAAUGCGUGGCGAGGCAGAGGAUGACCAGAAGACGUUCGACAAUCUCCAGGUGGAACUGAAAAAGGCGGCGGCCGUGAAUGAGCGGAUUAAGCUGGUCCACAGCGAGCACAACACCGAGCUGGAACACUACCGCCAACUAGUGUCCGGGCUAGAGGAGCGCUGGCAGGUCGUGUUUGCCCAGAUAGACCUGCGCCAACAGGAACUGGACUUGCUGGGGAGGCAGAUGUGCGCCUACCACGAGAGCUAUGACUGGCUCAUCAGAUGGCUCGUUGAUGCCAAGCAAAGGCAGGAGAAGAUCCAGGCCAUGCCCAUCGGCGACAGCAAGGCCCUUAUGCAACAGUUGGCACAGGAGAAGAAACUCCUAGAAGAGAUCGAGAAGAACAAAGAUAAGGUUGAGGAGUGUCAAAAACACGCAAGGGCAUAUAUUGAUGCGGUCAAGGACUAUGAGCUUCAGGUGGUGACGUACAAAGCUCUGGUGGAGCCCCUGGCUUCGCCCCUUAGGAAAACCAAAAUGGAGUGUGCAUCUGACAAUAUCAUCCAAGAGUAUGUGACUCUGAGAACCCGCUACAGUGAGCUAAUGACUCUGACCAGCCAGUACAUCAAGUUUAUCACGGAGACACAGCGCCGCCUUGAGGACGAGGAGAAAGCUACUGAAAUACUAAAGAAGGAGGAGAGAAAAAAGCUGUCUGAGAUGCAGGCUGAAUUAGACAAACAAAGACAGUUAGCUGAGGCACACGCAAAAGCUAUCGCUAAAGCGGAACAAGAAGCCCAGGAGCUCAAGUUGAAAAUGAAAGAAGAGGUCAGCAGGAGGGAGGUUGUGAAAGUGGAUUCUGAGAAACAGAAGCACAACAUACAGCAGCAGCUGCACGAACUCAAGAACCUGUCAGAGCAAGAGAUCCAAUCCAAGAGCCAGCAGGUUGAGGAGGCACUGUACAGUCACACCAAGAUAGAAGAGGAGAUCCACAUCAUCAGAAUCCAAUUAGAGACCACCAUAAAGCAGAAGGCCACUGCUGAGGCCCAAGUUCAGCAGCUCAGGGACAUGGCUGUCGAGGCUGAGAGACUGAGAAAAGUUACUCAGGAGGAGGCAGAGAAGCUUCGCAAGCAGGUGAAUGAAGAGACUCAGAAAAAGCGCAACGCGGAGGAGGAGCUGAAACACAAAGCGGAGGCAGAACAAGAGGCUGCCAAGCAAAAGCAGAAGGCCCUGGAUGAGGUGCAGAAGUUCAAGAUGCAAGCUGAAGAGGCAGAGAGGCGCAUGAAACAGGCAGAGGAGGAGAAGCAGAGGCAGGUCAUGGUUGCAGAGGAGGUGGCACAGAAGAGUGCCGCCACCGAGCUGCAAACCAAACGCAUGUCCUUUAACGAGAAGGCAGUAAAGCUCGAGGCAUCACUGAAACAAGAACAGGACACUGUUAUUCAGUUGCAGGAACAGGCAGAGCGCCUCAAGAAGCAACAAGAGGAAGCCAACAAAGCCAGGGAGGAAGCAGAGAAGGAACUUGAGAAGUGGAGGCAGAAAGCCAACGAGGCACUCCGUUUGAGACUCCAGGCUGAGGAAGAUGCCCAUAAGAAGAGCCAGGCUCAGGAGGAAGCAGAGAAGCAGAAAGAGAACGCUCAGCGAGAGGCAAAGAAAAGGGCUAAGGCUGAAGAGGCUGCUCUUAAGCAAAAGGAAAUGGCAGAGACUGAGCUGGAGAAACAGAGGGAAUUGGCCGAGGGAAUGGCCCAGCAGAAACUCUCUGCAGAGCAAGAGCUAAUUCGCCUAAGGGCUGACUUUGACCAUGGUAAGCAACAGAGGUCUCUAUUGGAUGAAGAGCUCCAGCGCCUGAAAAAUGAGGUGAAUGCUGCUGUAAAACAAAGGAAAGAGCUAGAAGAUGAACUGGCCAAAGUAAGACGUGAAAUGGAAGUUCUUCUUCAGAUGAAGUCCAAAGCUGAGAAGGAGACCAUGUCUACAACAGAGAAAAGCAGAAAUCUCCUUGAGUCUGAGGCAUCGAAAAUGAGGCAACUAGCUGAAGAGGCGACUAAGCUGAGAUCAAUUGCUGAAGACGCAAAGAAGCAGAGGCAGGUAGCAGAGGAUGAGGCAGCUCGGCAAAGAGGAGAGGCUGAGAAGAUACUCAAGGAAAAACUGGCAGCCAUUAAUGAAGCAACUUGUCUGAAAACUGAAGCUGAGAUUGCCCUGAAGGAUAAAGAGGCCGAAAAUGAGCGACUUAGGAGAAAAGCCGAAGAUGAGGCUUAUCAGAGAAAGGUCCUGGAAGACCAAGCAAAACAGCACAAGCAAGACAUUGAUGAAAAGAUCACCCAGCUUAAGAAAACUUCUGAUUCUGAAUUGGAGAGGCAGAAGAAGAUUGUAGAGGAAACUCUUAAGCAGAGGAGGGUGGUCGAAGAGGAGAUUCGCAUACUAAAACUAAACUUUGAGGUGGCAUCAACAGGCAAGUUGGAUCUUGAGUUGGAGUUGAACAAGCUUAAAGGCAUUGCAGAUGAGACACAUAAGAACAAAGUCAAGGCGGAGGAAGAAUCAGAGAAACUCAGAAAGCAUGCUUUAGAGGAGGAGAACAAAAGGAAGCAAGCUGAAGAGAAAGUAAAAAAGAUCACUGCAGCAGAGGAAGAGGCAGCGCGUCAAUGCCAGGCAGCUCAGAAAGAAGUGGAGCGCCUUAAAAAGAUUGCAGCUGAUGCUAACAAGCAAAAGGAGGAUGCUGACAAAGAAACAGAGAAACAGAUUAGUCUAGCCAAAGAGGCUGCACAGAAAUGUAGUGCUGCAGAAAAGAGAGCUCAGGCUGUUCUGGUCAAGCAGAAAGAGGACAAUCUUUUCCAGGGCAAGCUCAAAGAGGAGUUUGACAAGGCUAAGAAUCUUGUACAAGAAGCUGAGAAGGCGAAAGAGAAAGCUGAGAAAGAGGCUGCUUUACUCCGUCAAAAAGCAGAGGAUGCUGAGAAGCAGAAGAAAGCAGCUGAAGCUGAGGCUGCCAAACAGGCCAAGGCUCAGGGGGAUGCUGAGAGACUGAGGAUGGAAGCAGAGCAGGAGGCUGCAAAGCAAGCAGAAGCUGAGGCUGCUGCUCUGAAACAGAAACAGCAGGCAGAUGCAGAGAUGGCCAAGCACAAAAAGCUAGCUGAACAAACAGUGAAGCAGAAGAAACAAGUUGAGCAGGAGCUGACAAAGGUGAAACUACGACUGGAUGAGACUGAUAAGCAGAAAUCUGUUUUGGAUGAAGAGCUUCAGCGCCAGAAAGAUGAAGUUAGCAAUGCUGUCAAGCAGAAAGCUCAAGUGGAGGAUGAGCUAUUCAAGAUCAAGGUCCAGAUGGAGGAGCUGGUCAAACUUAAGCUUAGAAUUGAGAAUGAAAACCAGCGUCUCAUGAGUAAAGACAAAGAUAAUACUCAGAAAUUCCUGGAAGAGGAAGCUGAGAACAUGAAGAAGCUUGCGGAGGAUGCUGCCAGGCUAAGCUUAGAAGCUCAGGAGGCAGCCCGAGAGAGACAGAUUACAGAGUCCGAGCUUGAAGAACAGAGGGCUCUUGCUGACAAAAUGCUGAAGGAGAAAAUGCAAGCUAUCCAAGAAGCAGCUAAACUGAAAGCUGAGGCAGAGAAUCUCCAGAAACAAAAGGACAAGGCUCAGAAGCAGGCCCAAAAACUGCUGGAGGACAAGCAGCAGAUGCAGCAACGUUUUGAGGAGGAGACAGAGGGCUUCCAAAAAUCCCUAGAGGCUGAGCGCAAGAGGCAGCAUGAAGCUACGGUGGAGGCAGAAAAACUGAAGCUUAGGGUGACACAGCUUAGUGAUGCUCAGUCUAAAGCAGAAGAGGAGGCCAAGAAAUUCAAGAAACAAGCAGAUGAGAUCAGGGUUCGUCUCCAAGAGAAAGAGCAACAUGCUUCAGAAAAAGUAAUUGUAGAGAAACUGGAGGUGCAGAGAUUACAGAGCAGCAAAGAGUCUGAUGACCUACGCAAAGCCAUAGCUGACCUUCAGAAAGAAAAUGAGAAAUUACAAAAAGAGGCUGCAGAUCUACAGAACAAUUCUAAAGAGAUGGCCAAUGCCCAACAGGAACAAAUUAAAAAGGAAAAGAUCGUUCUUGAGCAGACUUUCCUGACAGAAAAACAAUUGUUGUUGAAAAAAGAAAAGCUCAUUGAAGAAGAGAAAAAUAAGCUUGAGAAACAGUUUGAGGAUGAGGUUAAGAAGGCCAAAGAUCUCAAAGAUGAGCAGGAUCGUCAAAGGAAGCAGAUGGAACAGGAGAAGAAGAAACUCCACGCUACAAUGGAUGCCGCUGUUAAAAAGCAGAAGGAUGCUGAGGACGAAAUGAGCAACAAGCAGAAAGAGUUGCAGGAUCUUGAAAAGAAAAGGCUUGAACAAGAGAAAUUGUUGGGUGAGGAGAAUGAAAAGCUCCGAGAGAAGCUGCAGCAACUUUCUACAUUAAAAACAUCAGCAAAAUCCCACACUAAAGAAAUGGAGAUGCAAACAGAUGAGGUCCCUGAAGAUCAGCUGAUUGCAAUGACAAUGGUGGGAACAACAAAGAAAGUAUUCGAUGGGUCUGCAGUAGUUGAUGGUGAGAAGAAAAACGAAGAAUUACCAUUUUCUUUCGAUGGGAUUAGGGAGAAGGUUCCUGCCAGCAGGCUCCAUGACAUUGGUAUACUGAACAAGAAGGACUUUGAUAAGCUGAAAAAAGGCAAAACCACAGUGAAAGACCUGAGCAAGACUGAGAAAGUGAAAACAUGUCUCAAAGGCAAGAAUAGUGUUGGCGGAGUCUUGACUGCAGCCAAGCAAAAAAUGAGUGUGUAUCAGGCCAUGAAAGAGAAUAAACUUUCUCCUGGCGCUGCCACAAUGCUUCUUGAAGCUCAGGCAGCAUCUGGGUUCAUCAUCGAUCCAGUGAAAAACAGAAUGCUCACUGUGGAUGAAGCUGUAAAGGAGGAAUUAAUAGGUCCAGAACUCCAUAACAAAAUGCUUUCUGCAGAAAAAGCAGCUACUGGUUACAAAGAUCCUUACACUGGAGACAAAAUCUCACUCUUUGAGGCCAUGAAAAAAGGUCUGAUUGAACAAGACCAGGCCGUUAGACUUCUGGAUGCUCAGAUUGCAACUGGUGGAAUAAUUGACCCUGUCAAUAGUCACCGUGUGCCUCUCCAGACAGCCUAUAAGCAGGGCCAAUUGGAUGCUGAGAUGAGCAAAACUCUAUCAAACCCUACUGAUGACUCAAAGUUAUUCAUUGACCCAAGCUCUCAGGAGAGCCUCACUUAUCAGCAACUAUUGGAGAAAUGCACCCCAGAUGCAGAGACAGGCCUACUUAUGUUACCAAUCACAGAGAAAGCUACACAAAGUGACAAGACCUACACAACUGAAGAAACUAAAGAGGUACUCACUAAAGCGAAUAUCUCUGUACCAUUUGGAAGAUUCCAAGGAAAGACUGUGACCAUUUGGGAAAUCAUUAACUCAGAGUAUUUCACAGAGGCACAGAGGAAGGAUCUGAUUCGCCAGUACAAGACCGGAAAAAUUACUGUGGAAAAAAUUAUCAAAAUUGUAAUUAGCGUUGUGGAAGACAAAGAGAAGAGGAAUGAAAUUGUGUUUGACGGUCUGAGGAUUCCUGUCACUGCAGCUGAACUUCUAGAAUCUAAGAUCCUCAAUAAAGACCUGUUCAACAAAUUGCAUAAUGGUAAAACAACUGUCAAAGAAAUCUCUGAGAUGGAGCCUGUUAAGAAAGCCUUAAGGGGUACACAUAGCAUUGCUGGAGUGAUCAUUGAGUCAACAAAUGAGAAAAUACCAUUCUAUCAAGCUGUAAAGGAACAGAUGCUCUCUCCCGAGACUGCAUUGACUCUUCUUGAAGCUCAAGCUGGGACUGGAUUUGUAAUUGACCCUGUCAAAAAUCAGAAGCUCACUGUGGAUGAGGCUGUUAAAUCAGGUCUUGUUGGCCCAGAGAUGCAUGAAAUACUUAUGUCUGCAGAGAGAGCUGUUAAUGGGUACAAAGAUCCCUACACUGGAAAGAAUCUAUCCCUAUUUGAGGCAAUGUUGAAAGACCUCAUUAAGAAAGACCAGGGUAUCCGUCUGCUAGAGGCUCAGCUUGCAACUGGAGGUAUAAUUGAUCCAGUUAAAAGUUAUCACAUCCCACAUGAUGUUGCCUGCAAACGUGGAUAUUUUAACGAUGAAACAAACAAGACCUUGAGCAGCAACACUGAUGAAACUAAAGUUUUCUUUGAUCCUAACAUGUGGGAGAAUGCAUCUUAUGUACAACUCAUGAAAAAAUGUGUCACUGACAAAGAGACUGGUUUUCCAUUUCUUCCGCUCUCAGAGAAAGCAAUUCAAAAGUCAAAAGAGGGACUUUAUAAGUCAAAAGAGGAACAUCAAUACACUGAGGUCCAGAUCAAAGAUGCCCUGAACCAGGCAACUAUGGAUCUGCCGUAUGAACCUUUCAAAGGAAGGAAAGUCACUAUUUGGGAGAUCAUAAACUCUGAAUAUAUUACAGAGGAACAAAGAAUCGAGUUGAUUCGACAGUACAGAACUGGAACAGUGACUAUUGAAAGAAUGAUUACAAUCAUUGUCACAGUGGUUGAUGAAAAGGAGGCUAAGAAACAGGAAAAGGAACAGGCCAGCUUUGAAGGGCUUAGGUCAUCUGUCACUGCCAGCUCAUUGUUUGAAUCCAAAAUAAUUGAUAAAGAUACAUAUGAUCAACUCCAACAGGGUAAAAAGAAACCCAAAGAAAUCAGUGACAUUGACUCAGUCAGAAAGUACUUGCAAGGAACAGAUGGACAGAUUGUAGGCAUCUAUAUGGGCGAAUCAAAGGAAAGGGUCAGCAUUUAUCAAGCAAUGAAGAAGAACAUAUUGAGACAAAAUACAGGUCUUUCGUUGCUCAUGGCACAAGCAGCAACUGGUUUCAUUAUCGAUCCUGUCAAAAACCAGAGGUACACUGUGGAUGAUGCUGUGAAAGCAGGAGUUGUUGGUCCUGAGGUUCACGAGAAACUUCUGUCAGCAGAGAAAGCAGUGACUGGCUACAGAGAUCCAUACACGGGCAACACGAUUUCCCUCUUCCAAGCCAUGAAGAAGGAGCUUGUGCUGCGAGAACAUGCUAUUCCCCUGUUGGAAGCUCAGGUGGCCACAGGAGGGAUUAUUGAUCCAGUCAGCAGCCACUGUGUUCCAAAUGAUGUGGCCUUCCAACGUGGCUAUUUCAAUAAGCAAAUGGCUAAUACCUUCACUGACCCCUCAGGGGAUAUCAAAGCUUUCAUUGAUCCCAACAAUAAUGAAAGUUCCACCUACAAACAACUGCAAGAGAAAUGCAUAAGAGAUGCAGAUACCGGUCUGUGCUUCCUGCCGCUAUCAAAGGCUGAAGCUCAAUGUCCCGUGGAAAAAUCAUACGUAUACACUGAAGAAAUGGCACAGACAGACUUGACUAACACUCAAGUGGAUAUCCCUCAUCAGAGCUAUGCAGGGAAGGUAAUGACCCUAUGGGAUGUCAUGGGGUCAAACCUUCUCCCUGAGGAGGAAAAGCUAAGGCUCCUGGAGCAGUAUCGCCUCGGGCAAAUCACAAAGGAGAGAAUGAUCAUCAUCGUCAUUGAAAUCAUUGAACAAAGGGAGAUACUGAAAGGAGAGCAGAGCAUGUCCUGUGAUGUGAUCAGACGAAGAGUCACUAUUGAGGAGCUCUAUAGUUCUCGCAUUAUCGACCUUCAAACAUACAACAUGUUGAAGCAAGAGAAGAAAACUAUCCGGGAGGUAAUGGAAAUGCCAUCUGUAAAGCAGUAUUUGUUUGGCACAGGCAGUAUUGCUGGAAUCCUCUCAGACUCCCCCUCUAAGGUUAGUAUUUACCAGGCCAUGAAGAGAGGUCUCAUUAAGUCUGAUUUUGCUAUCAGUCUCCUGGAGGCCCAAGCGGCAACAGGAUUCAUCAUUGACCCUGUGAAAGAAGAAUUGCUAACCGUUGACGAAGCUGUGCGCAAAGGGCUAGUCGGCCCUGAAAUCCAUGACAAACUUCUCUCUGCCGAGAGGGCAGUCACUGGCUACAAGGAUCCUUACAGUGGAAAAGUAAUCUCUCUCUUCCAAGCGAUGAAAAAAGACCUUGUUCCUGAGGACUAUGCCCUGAGGCUCCUUGAAGCCCAGGCUUCCACUGGGGGACUUAUGGAUCCAGAAUACUACUUUCACCUUCCCACAGAUGUUGCCAUGCAACGCGGAUACAUCAAUAAGGAAACGCAUGACAGGAUCACUGAUCCAAACAGUGAUGUACAAGGUUAUGUUGAUCCAACCACAGAGGAGAGACAGACCUAUGCCCAGCUGCUGAAGAGAUGCAAAGCUGAUAAAGAGAGUGGUCUGCGAUUACUUUCACUGGCCGACAGAAGGCUGCUUUUCAAGGGUCUCAGAAAGCAAAUCACCUUAGAUGAGCUGCUUCGUUCACAGAUUAUUGACCAAAAGACAUACAAUGAUCUCACUGAAGGCCUUAUCUCAGUAGAGGAGGUCAGCAGAGAAGUGAAGAAGUACCUUGAGGGUACAAGCUGCAUUGCCGGAGUAUAUGUAGAAUCCAGCAAAGACCGUCUGUCCAUCUACCAAGCAAUGAAAAAGAACAUGAUAAGACCCGGGACAGCCUUUGAACUUCUUGAGGCUCAAGCAGCAACAGGAUAUAUAAUUGACCCAAUAAAGAACCUGAAGCUGAAUGUUGGUGAAGCUGUUAAAAUGGGAGUUGUUGGUCCAGAGUUCAAAGACAAGCUCAUCUCUGCUGAGCGUGCCGUUACAGGCUACAGGGAUCCGUACUCUGGCAAGAUCAUCUCUCUAUUCCAGGCCAUGAAAAAGGGUCUCAUUCUGAAAGACCAUGGCAUUCGCCUAUUGGAAGCCCAAAUUGCCACUGGUGGGAUCAUUGACCCAGAAGAGAGUCACCGCUUGCCAGUCGAGAUGGCCUACACACGUGGCCUGUUUGAUGAGGAGAUGAAUGGCAUUCUUACAGACCCAUCUGAUGACACUAAAGGCUUCUUUGACCCUAACACUGAGGAGAACCUCACUUACCUGCAACUGAUGGAGCGAUGUAUGAUUGACCCGGAAACUGGACUAGCACUUUUGCUGUUGAAAGAAAAGAAACGUGAGAGGAAGACAUCCUCUAAAUCGUCUGUGCGUAAACGCAGGGUAGUCAUUGUUGACCCAGAGACAGGCAAAGAGAUGUCUGUAUAUGAGGCAUAUCGCAAAGGACUUAUAGAUCAACAGACCUACAUGGAGCUUGCAGAGCAAGAGUGUGAGUGGGAGGAGAUUACUAUAACCUCAUCUGAUGGUGUUGUGAAGUCCAUGAUCAUUGAUAGGAGGUCUGGCCGACAGUAUGACAUUGAUGAUGCAAUCACAAAGGGCCUCAUUGACCAGUCUGCUCUGGAUCAAUACCGUGCUGGAACUCUGUCCAUCACAGAGUUUGCAGACAUGUUGUCCGGAAACAUAACUGGCACCAGAUCCAGGUCAUCCUCUUUCGGGUCCACAUCAUCUUACUCCAGUAGCCCAGCUCCCUCUAUCAAACCCCCAGCAACAAUAUGGAAUGACCCAACAGAAGAAACCGUGCCUGUGGCUGGAAUACUGGAUACUGACACAUUGGAAAAGGUGUCUGUCACAGAAGCCAUGCACAGAAAUCUUGUGGACAAUAUCACAGGUCAAAGAUUGCUGGAGGCUCAGGCUUGCGUUGGUGGCAUCAUUGAUCCAAACACUGGAGAGAAGUUCUCAGUUUCAGAUGCAAUGAACAUGGGACUUGUGGAUAAGAUCAUGGUUGACCGAAUCAACCUGGCACAGAAGGCCUUCAAUGGAUUUGAGGAUCCCAGAACCAAAAAGAAAAUGUCUGCUGCACAAGCAUUAAAAAAAGGGUGGUUGUACUAUGAGGCGGGUCAGAGAUUCCUGGAAGUACAAUAUCUAACUGGUGGUUUGAUCGAACCAGAGGUCACUGGCAGAGUUCCACUAGACGUUGCAGUCAACAAGGGCACCCUAGAUGCACGUACUGCACAAAAGCUACGAGAUGUCAGUGGAUACUCCAAAUAUCUCACCUGUCCAAAGACAAAGCUUAAGAUCUCAUACAAGGAUGCCAUGGAUAGAAGCAUGAUUGAGGAGGGUUCUGGUCUGCGUCUGUUGGAAGCCUCUUCUCAAUCAAGUAAAGGCCUUUACAGUCCCUACAGUGUUAGCGGUUCUGGGUCAGCAUCCGGUUCCCGGCCCGACUCAAGAACUGGCUCCAGGUCAGGCUCCAGACGAGGGAGCUUUGAUGCCACAGGCUCUGGUUUCUCCACUAACUUUUCCCCCUCCUCCUUCAGCUCGACGAGCUAUGGGCGCAGAUAUAAUGCAGGAUUACAAAGCGGACUUUGCAUGGAUGAGCUAGCACAGGCCCUGACAUCAUCAGCAAUGGGCAGGAACUGCAGUUCUGAAGAGAGAAUAUUCACCAUAAUACAACCCAAUUACUCACCAGUUGCCUAAUUCUUCUUAGAAAAAUAGACUACCUUUAUUCUGCUCUGCAUGUCAUUAUUAUGGGGCUUUUCUGCAGUAUAUUAUACAUCUUUUUGCUGGCUUUACAUUUUGUCCAUAGUUUAUUCAGUUAAAUCUUUUUGAAGUACAUUUUUGGUUGCUCUCUUUUGUUUUGUGUAGUCUGGCAAUGUUGCCAUUAUUUAUAUGCUUACAUACAGAAGAGCUGUAUUUUUAGCAACUACAAUUAUAUUGAUAAUAACGUUUUCAGUGUUAGACAUAUUGACAUAUUUUUUUUCAUUUUUAAGCCAGCUUGUUAUUAGUUCUAAUUCAUUAUACUUCUAUAGUUACAUUUUCAGACAUUUGAGUAAAAAUGUAAUUUUGAUUUUUUUAUAUAUAUAUUUCUGUUAAAUUCCAUCAAAGAAAGAACAAUAUCUAUUAUAAAGUAUACCUUUGUAUGGCAAAAACAAAUUAGAUGUAAAAGCUGUUAAACGGAUGUCUGUCAUUACAAAUAUAUAGAAAGGAAAGCAUCCAAUCUGCAGAGUAGAAUAAGGAGUCACGGGACAAUUACUUAUUAUAACACUGGAAGAAAUUCUUAAACAAAAAUCAAGCUUCAAGAUCUUUUCUCAUCUCGGCUACAGUGCCGCUAAUACUUUGCUAAUGUUUGGAUUCUACCUAUCCCCUUCUUGUAAUAUACAAUGGACUACCAAUCAGUUAAAACUAUGCAGUCUUUAUACAGUCAAGCACCUUAUGGAGAGAGCAUUCUAAGGAUGGCAAUCCCAACAUAAUAUAACCUGGACAAACUCACUUGAAGUGAAAGAUGCCCCAAAUCACCAUGAAACAGCUCGGUCUCAUCUCAAGCUGAAAUAACUUCUCAGCAGAACCAUUGCUUCUCUGGAGACUUUUGAAAGCCAUCUCCACUCCUCCUCUGUGUGCUGAUGCUUUGAUGUCUUCCAAUAUCCUGAGAACCUCAAGUCAAAAAGAAGAUCACCGUUCACUGUUCAAGACUGCACCGACAUACAUGUCCAUCAUUUGUUUUAGACUUUUUAUUUUUCAGCCAUUUAUUCAAAAAAAUAAAGGAUGAUCUUGUUAACUGA
Molecule: messenger RNA, 15092 nt
Organism: Oncorhynchus gorbuscha (pink salmon)
Lineage: Eukaryota; Metazoa; Chordata; Actinopteri; Salmoniformes; Salmonidae
Gene: pleca
Product: plectin a
Exons: 34
Coding region: 196-14010 (4604 amino acids)
Biological process (GO): wound healing; hemidesmosome assembly; intermediate filament cytoskeleton organization
Cellular component (GO): sarcolemma; hemidesmosome; focal adhesion
Molecular function (GO): structural constituent of cytoskeleton; structural constituent of muscle; cadherin binding
Source: RefSeq, a predicted model, not a curated record